UUCAAGCAUAAGGUUGUUGAAGUAGGUAGACAGGAAGCUGUAACUGAUCUUGCACAAUACUAACUGGAAGAGAAUGCUGCUAUAUGGGGAUGAAGGAAAUGAAUGGGAAGGGAAAAAGAGGAAGUGGAUUUUGAAAGAUUGCUGCAGUUUUUUUUGGUCACUGAAUCUGAUUGAAUCAUUCUUGCAACUAGUGAUAAUUUCUGAAGUGAUGUAAUCAAUGUUACCAUAACGACUUGAUUCAUUUGUUAGACAGGUUUUGUGAGACUUCAGACCAAGCCCUGUACAAUGAGUGGUUGUAAAUUAUCUGAAAUGUUUGGACUGAUUUGCUGAUUGGUUACAUGCUCUAGGAUUGGGGAGUUUCUUUGCUGAUAAUUGUAGCAUAAUUGCUGAGUGCUUCACUUGGUUUCAUUUUACUUGGGAGUUGACACAAGCAAGAAUGGAAUCGGUUAAUAUUUUCAAGCAGUUCUUCGGAAUUGGAAAGGUGAAGCGGAAACCAAGCAUUCGAGACACGGCAUCCAAUGCAGAUAAUGAUGGUUAUGCUGACAAUGGUGAACGUCUGUAUGACUUGAAUGCUCCUGCUUAUGUGAAAUUUAACUACACAGCAGAGAGAGAUGAUGAGCUUUCGUUGGUUAAAGGGACCAAAGUUACUGUCAUGGAAAAAUGCAGCGAUGGAUGGUGGAGGGGUAGUUAUAAUGGACAAACUGGUUGGUUUCCUUCAAAUUAUGUUAUGGAGGAACCAGAGGGCACUUCUGUAGAACCUGUCAGCUCCUUAACAGAAAGACUAGCAGUUGUAAUGAAUGCACACAAUGCUAAAGUACUGCAUGUUGUGCAGGCUCUGUACCCAUUCAGUUCUUCAAAUGAGGAGGAGCUUAAUUUCGAGAAGGGUGAGGUGAUGGAUGUUAUUGAGAAACCAGAAAAUGAUCCGGAAUGGUGGAAAUGCCGGAAAGCUGAUGGGCAAGUAGGGCUGGUACCCAAGAACUAUGUGAAUACCAUACCAACGUCACCACCAUCCAAUAGCAUUGGUCCAACACCACCUCGAUGUGAUUAUAUAGGAGUAGCAACCACUGGCAAGUUUGCUGGUAGUCCAUGGUAUUAUGGAAAGAUUACAAGGCACCAAGGAGAAAUGGCUCUGAAUGAAAGAGGGGUUGAUGGAGAUUUCAUAAUUCGAGACAGCGAGUCCUCGCCUAAUGAUUUCUCUGUGUCCUUGAAGGCUCAAAAUAAAAAUAAGCACUUCAAGGUACAAUUGAAGCAAGGCCUCUACUGCAUUGGACAACGAAAAUUUGACAGCAUGGAAGAUUUAGUGGAACAUUACAAAAAGGCGCCAAUUUUCACAAGUGAACAUGGCGAAAAAUUGUUUUUGGUGAAACCUUUAUCUUAAUGGAGGGGAGAAAGAUCCACUGAACUGGAUUGUUCCUAACAAUUAAAAAUAAACAGCGGAGAAAAGGAAAAAUGAUCAUGAUUUGCGAUUUAAUGGCGAUAAUGACGUAAAAGAACAGAUCAACUUUUAACUUUUCAGUUUGAACUAUUGUCCUAGUUGGAUUGUACUGCUGUUUAAUUUUCAAUAGCUUUUCUUGUUUGUAAAAAGAAUUUUUGUGCCUUGCUUUGGUAGAGCUCCUCAUUGUGAAUAUACUAUCAACAGUUGCUUCUAAUUUUUCCAAUGAUCUUAACCCUUUUUUUAUAUUCCACUUUCUAAAUGGCAGGAAUGUGUUUCAUUCUCAUUGCAGAUCUUUGAUUAUAUCUGUGCUUUAAGAACCUUGUUGAGUAGAUUGUAAUUUGAGAGAUGUGAUGUUUUGUGCAUGAUGAAAUUGGAAUACUCAAUUGCCCCUUUCUCAAUUAUUUACAGAAAAUAUCAAUCAGCUUUGGUUUAAUUUGGUUGGAAUUCUUUUGGGUGCAAGUUGCAUCAGAAUAAAAGCUAAAAUGUGGACGUACCAGAUUCUGCCUUACAAUAUUUCAAGCCAAAGGCUGUGUUUAACUGUUGUAAUAAAGUUGCAGUUGGAUCACACUUUGGUAGAUCAUGCAAUGUCCUGCAACUUCAAUUAUACCUUUUAAAACAUUAAUAUUCAUUUUAGUUCUCUUUAACUCCCAAGUUAUUUGUAGCAGAACUGCUUUGAAUUGUUCAACCAGCGUUGAUAACUUUAAAAUACAGUCUGUUGCAUUUGUACUUGUUCAUUUUAAGGAUACACUAUAUAUUAUGCUCUUAAUUUUGUCAUGCAGUUGUAAAGAAUAAUGCCAUUUAACAGAUAUUGUGCUGUCACUGAUUGUAUCAAUUUUUGUUUGACACAAGUCAGUGGAUUUGCAUAACUGUAGACCCCUGCACCUAUAAUUGUAUAUACUGCAGGCCACUGUAUGUUGUGCAUCCUGGUCAAUGAAAGUGAACUGUUGUAUUAUGGGGAGAGGGAGAGAUAAACACAGUCAAUUACUCAGACAUGAAUAUGAUAAACACAUAACUUGUGUACUACACACAUCACUUUAUAGCAUCACUAGAAAAGAAUUGUCUGAGUGUCAGGAAUUUGAAUGAUAUUAUUUAUCUUUAAUUUAUAUUUCAAACUCACCCCAUGGUUAUCACCCUAUUGAAAGCAGUAGUAUGUAUUUGUACUGUUUUACAAUGUUAUUAAUACCAGAAAUUAUAUCCAAGGGUCCAGGAGAAAAAUGUUGUACUUUGUCUUGUGUAAGUUAAAGACCAGUGAUUAGAAUCUUGUUGGAACUACAGAUGAAUAGAAAUGAUAUUGCAGCAAGUGCUGACACUAAUUUUGAAUGCAGUGGGUCACUGAAAAGAGAAGUGAUAUUGCUGUAGGUAAUUCAAGGGAACCCAUGAAGAGGAUUGUUGGAUCAUAUUUUUAUAUAUUGAAUUUUAGUCAAUUCAAGGGUUUCUGAGCCCUGGUCUUUUGAUGUUCAUUAUCGUUGUAAUCCUUUAGAAAAAAAAUGAGUACCAAAACCAUUCACAUAUUGUUCCUAAUCAAUUUUUUGUAUUGAAAUUGCUUUAUCAUAUGCAUAUAUCCCCCUUUUAAAUGUUGAAAAUAACUGUUACGAAAGCAUAAGAUACUGUGAAGUCAAAUUUUUUGCUGUACAGUGCAGCAAAUAUCCUACAUGCUUUUAUCAGCUUAUGUCAAAAUAUGAUUCUUCACUUAUUAUAAAAUCCAAUAAAGUUUGUAAAUCAUCUCCUAAUAUUAUUGUUUCUGAUACUU
Messenger RNA from Mobula hypostoma (lesser devil ray), 3185 nucleotides. RefSeq names its product SH2/SH3 adapter protein NCK1-like. NCBI's taxonomy places the organism in Eukaryota, Metazoa, Chordata, Chondrichthyes, Myliobatiformes, Myliobatidae. Gene Ontology annotation, biological process: positive regulation of endoplasmic reticulum stress-induced intrinsic apoptotic signaling pathway; positive regulation of translation in response to endoplasmic reticulum stress; signal transduction. The transcript has 3 exons. The coding region runs from base 437 to 1378 and encodes 313 amino acids. The record is from RefSeq and is a predicted model, not a curated record. Gene Ontology annotation, molecular function: receptor tyrosine kinase binding; ephrin receptor binding; signaling adaptor activity.